AUGCUACCAUACACUGGAAGACGAAGACGACAACGUACUGUUACCAAUCUCGAAUCUCUACGUCGUGAUAUCGAAACAGACGUUCACCUUCGAGCAACGGAAGAUUUAUUGCAAAGUCUAGGGACAAAUGCGAUGCAUGGCCUAUCCACAACCAUUGCAUGCGAUCUUUUAGACAAGACUGGUCCAAAUGAACUGACGCCUCCAAGAAAGAUUUCUAAUGUAUUAAAAUUCUUACGUUUAUGUUUCGGAGGAUUUUCUUUAUUGAUAUGGAUAGGUGCUGUAUUAUGUUUUUGCAAUUAUCUUCUGGAAUAUGGCACUUACGGCGAAGCUUCUAAGGAACAUUUGGGGCUUGGCAUCGUGCUCGUUGGCUUAAUCUUAGUUACAGCGAUGUUCAGCCAUUAUCAGGAGUCGAAGAGUUCUCGAAUUAUAGAGUCGUUCCAGCAGAUGUUGCCGCAAAAGACGAAGGUCCUGAGGGACGGCGAAAAAAAGGUAUUGUCCGUAGCCGAAUUAGUUAUCGGGGACAUUGUCCUUUUGGAAACCGGUGACCGAGUACCCGCUGACAUUAGGAUCCUGGAAUGUCAAGGUAAAUUCGUAUCGCUGCAGUUGCAACCGUAA
Messenger RNA from Bombus huntii, 615 nucleotides. RefSeq names its product potassium-transporting ATPase alpha chain 2-like. Lineage: Eukaryota; Metazoa; Arthropoda; Insecta; Hymenoptera; Apidae. The coding region runs from base 1 to 615 and encodes 204 amino acids. The record is from RefSeq and is a predicted model, not a curated record. Gene Ontology annotation, biological process: proton transmembrane transport; intracellular sodium ion homeostasis; potassium ion import across plasma membrane. The transcript has 2 exons. Gene Ontology annotation, molecular function: P-type sodium:potassium-exchanging transporter activity.